Trichoderma citrinoviride is the source of this 684-nucleotide messenger RNA. Its product is annotated as peroxisomal membrane protein 4. The transcript is spliced from 5 exons. NCBI's taxonomy places the organism in Eukaryota, Fungi, Ascomycota, Sordariomycetes, Hypocreales, Hypocreaceae. The record is from RefSeq and is a predicted model, not a curated record. The coding region runs from base 1 to 684 and encodes 227 amino acids. Gene Ontology annotation, cellular component: peroxisomal membrane.
AUGGCGGCCUCGUGGAUGUUGGAGGAGUGGAAGGCGUUCCUCGAGGGCAUCAUCCAGGACCCGGCGUACCAUGACGUCCUCUCCCUCCUCAAGACGGCGCGCAACGGCGCGGUGUACGGGACAAAGGUGCGGUUUCCGCACGCGCUGGUGAUGAUUUUUCUUUUCCGGUCUGGAACCUUCCGGGAAAAGGCAUCGUUGGUCUUCCGGGCGACGAAGAAGCACGCCACGAACCUGGCCAAGUUCGCAUCGAUAUACAAACUCACCAUGCUGGCCCUCAAGCGCUAUGGCGCCACGCCAGGCAAGGAGGGCCCCUUUGACUCCUUCUUCGCCGGCCUCCUCGGCGGCUACAUCGUCUUCGGCCAGCGCUCCAAGCGCUACGGCAAGAUCUCGUCCGUCAACCAGCAGAUCGUCAUCUACAUCUUCGCCCGCGUCGCCCUCGCCCUGGCGCGCCUCGCCGUCAAGCCGGGCCACGGCCUGCCCGUCGUGUCCGCCGAGCCGCUGCACUCGCGCAUCAGCCACUACGCCUGGCCCGCGUUCGCGUCGCUGUCGUGGGGGCUGGUCAUGCUGCUGUUCAAGCACCACCCCGAGGACCUGCAGUCGAGCCUGCGGAGCAGCAUGACGUACAUUUACAAGGACUGCGACCAGUGGGACUCGUUGAGGACGCUGCUUUGGCAUAACAAGUAG